Molecule: messenger RNA, 2337 nt
Organism: Colletotrichum truncatum
Lineage: Eukaryota; Fungi; Ascomycota; Sordariomycetes; Glomerellales; Glomerellaceae
Source: RefSeq, a predicted model, not a curated record
AUGGCACUCCAAUAUACCGCAGAGUUUCUUAUUCACCUGCGCGAAUCACCACUGUGUAUCAAACCGCCCAAUCUGCCACCCGCAGAGGAUUGGAUGGGACCGCCUCCCGACAAUACUCGCCCUCAGAACAAUAACAACAACAGUAACAACAACCCCAAGACCCCUGCCGACAGAAGAAGCCACGACAACCCCCUCCUCGACCAGACGAAUCGCCGCCCUGGUGUCGACCGCCACGCUUCGCGAAACAGCGCAAACCCUGAGGAUAUUGUCCUUGGACCUCCUCGAACCGCUUUUGCUUCCGCAACCCUGCGAAACAAUGCUGGCAAGCCCUUUGAGAACGAUAAAGACCUCAAAAACGCUGAUUCCCCGAACCGCUUUAAUCUCCGUAACCGCAAUGGUGACACCCCCGAGGGUGAGCGAUUCCGCGAUUCAAGGAACAGCAACUUCCGUCGCCGCGGUGACAAUGAUCAAGACAAUGAAGGGUGGAGCACGGUGAAGCCGCGCAAGAGCUUCGGUCAUGAGGGCGCUGAGCGUUUUCAUGGUCGCAUGGGCGCCGGCGGCGGCGAUAGGCUCCCCAACGAAAGGCGAACUCGUGACCGUGACGCUGAGGCCAACCGCGAGCGACCUCAUCGCAACUUUGACCAUCAUGACAAGGAUAAGGACCACGAGGAGGCUGAGCCAAGACCCCGAAAUGGUCUUAACAGGGGCAAGUCAGAGCCUUGGUUCAAGAACGAAAACACCGAGAAGCCUCCCAUGACGGCUCGCGAACGCAUUGACCGAGCCAAGAGUUGGAGAGAUCGAGAUAAGGAUGCCGCACCUGCUGAGGAGAAGCCUAGCGGCAGAAACUAUGAGCGUCGCUGGGAGCGCGGUGAUCACCGAGCCGAGCGGGAGCCCGAAUGGCUUGACGAACCUGCUGGAGAAAAGGCUGGUGGUCAUACCGAGGAGGACUUCAAGAAGUUCAUGGAAAGCAUGAAGGCGAGCCGCAACGCACCUUCGGCCGAGGACAAGGCGGCAACAGCGGUCGCCGAGGCCGCGAUCAAGGCCGAACAACCAGCUGUGGCUUCCGCUCCUGCUGUGGAAAUUGGCCCCGACCAGUUCUUCCUCAAGUUCGCUUCUACUGCCGGUCUGGAAGUAGGCUCCCCCAAUGAGCCCAAGAAGGAAGCCCCUGCUGCCAAACCCAAGGCCGGUGGCGGCAAGUCCUCGCGCUUCACUUCUUUCUUCAACGCUCCCCAGGAUGAUCCCAACCGUAGAAUGCAGUUUGAGCCCCCGACGCCCCUUGCUGGCCCACCCCUUGCAGGGCCAAGUGCACCAGCUCAAGCUCCGGAUACAGAGAAGGAAGCUUUCCAGGCAUUGCUCAUGAAGUUGCAGCGUUCCAACAUCCAGUCUACUUCGACGCCUCCCGCCGCACAACCCUUCCAGGAACCGCCUCCACCUACUCGCGAACAUGGCCCAUCCAGUUCUGUGGCAUCUCCCGAACCAUUCCAGCAGUACGGGGGCGAUCGUCGCGAGGAAGCUCGUCCUCGUAUGCCUCAGGGCUCUAUGUCCAUGUCGGACAUUCUUGCUCCUCGUCCCAUGAUGCCAAGCCAGCAGCCCGCUGCUCGCCAGGACCAGUUGUUGCAGGAACUCGUUGGGCAACGUCACCAGGCCUCUAGCUCAGGCUCUGGAAGAAUGGAGCCGAACCAAGGCCGCAACCUCAGUAACACCGAGUUUUUGAUGAACCUUAUGAGAGCUCAACCCGAACCCCCACGCACCGAACAGCAGCUUUUGAUGCGCAUGCCGCAACCUCAGCGUGCUGCUCAAAUUCCUCAUGCUCAGGAGCGCGAGCCCGACUUUCCUCAGGGCGGGCGCGGCUCCCAGCGUCAGAUGCGCGGUCAGGCUCCCCCGGGCUUCAUGGACGAAGGAUUCCAUCACCCCGAGCCUGAAGGCCGCAUGCAGCCGACACAAAUCCUUCAGCGUGCCCCUCCACCUCCCGGUCUGGACCAGAUGAAUCCCAACUGGAUGCAGGGUGGCGGACCCGGGCCUAUGCCUCCUCAACAACGAUCCAUGAUUCCGCCUCCCGGCCUUGCCGGUGGUCCGGGUCGCAAUCAUCCUAUGGGUGGAAUGUUCCCGCCCAAUUUCCCUCCUGGAGCAUUCCCGCCCCCAGAAGCACUGGCCAGUCCUCCGCCUCGCAACAUGCCGCCUCCCCCAGGGUUCUUCGGCGGCCCUCCUCCUCCCGGAUUUAUCCCCCCUCCCGGUAUGCCUGGCUUUCCUGGACCUGCAGGGCCUGAGGGCCAUGGCUUCCCGUUUGACGGACGCAUGCCUCCGCCUGGUGCUGCUCAGGCUUUCCGGAGGCAGUAA